Messenger RNA from Microdochium trichocladiopsis, 830 nucleotides. RefSeq lists its product as uncharacterized. Bases 93 to 542 code for a protein of 149 amino acids. The transcript has a single exon. NCBI's taxonomy places the organism in Eukaryota, Fungi, Ascomycota, Sordariomycetes, Xylariales, Microdochiaceae. The record is from RefSeq and is a predicted model, not a curated record.
UUGACCGGCUGGCCGCGACGCCCGCGCUGCGCGCCCAGAUCGAGUCGCUCUUCCCAUCCCGCUACAGCCCCCGGGCGGCGCGCAGGAUAUACAUGGUCGUCGGGGUCAAGGUCUUCCACGGCGGCGCGGUGUCGAGGACCGAGCGCGGCACGGGGUCCAGCCACGAGCUGGCGGCUUCUGUCGAGGGUGCGCUGCUACCCGUGGGUCUUCCCGUCGGCGGGGCCGUCGGGGCCGGCAUGCACCGGACGACAGAGCGGAGCACCGUCUAUGAGGCCACCCUCGAAGGGGACCGUGUCUUUGCCGUAGAGUACAGGAUCGUGUCGAGGAAGCUGCUCCGUCGGUAUCGGGGCGGGUCCGGGUUGAGGCUCGGGAACAUCCAGUACACGGACUAUGGUCAGGGGACAAUGCGCCCUGAGAGCGACGGCUCCGACAGCGAGGAGUCUGCAGAUGACGAUGACGAUGAGGGUGAGGGUGAGGAGGAGGGUGAUGUGCUGCCAUUAAUGACCAGUACGAAGGAUGGAGAUGUCUUGUUCCUUGCGUGAAGGGCAAGUUCAGAAGGGAUGUGCAGUUAUGAUGAAGCCAAAGCCAAGAACGGAUAUCCAAUCAUGUAGAGUUGUCAGCAGAUCCAUGCGGCUGCCCGCGGCGAGUGCAUCCUUGAAACUAAUAUUUGAGUAUACACAGGCAAGACAUCGGCCUUGAUGUGGUUGCAUCAUUCACGAGCCAUUGUUCGGCCAGUGUUGAAAAUCCUUAGAUUCGGUGUAAAGCAACAGCAGCCGAGGAAAUUAUGGCUUGUUUCCACGGACUACAGCGGGUUCAAUACAAGAACGUCC